UUAGAUUUUCUGGUUCAGCUUUUGUCUGCCAUUUAUUUAUAUUUCUUUGAUAAUAAAGCAUUUAUUACUGAUUAUUUUGAUGUAACGGUAGAUUGUGUGGCGCUGUUGUCAUUUUUUUCCUUCCACGGAAUCGUUCCCUUGUUGAAAAUAUACAUGGAGACUGCUCAGCUGGUUUAGCUAUAGCAUCCGGGUUCUGAGCACCUUCCGACAUUUCUAUUUUUGCAUCAUUAAAUAGUUGUGUGCGUAAUUUGUUGUUUGUAAUUGAAUGAUGCGUCCUAUUGUGUAAUAUUGUAUAGAGUCUUAUUGUACAGUGUAUAUACAUUUAUAUUGUGUAAAUAUAUUGUUACGUCACUUUUUUCUGUGUAUCUGUAAAUAGAGUUUUUAAACGACCUCUUCAUUACGUGCGAAAGAUGGCCAUGGUUCGUCAGUUGACAGAAGGUGAAAUUAUAAACGGUGGCACUCCUGAUGAUGAUAGUAUGUCCGAGCAUCUGGAGAAUUUUAAUAAUAGUAGGCCUCCAUCUCGCAGCUCAUCUGGAAGUAAACGAAGCUCGCCUGCAGUAAUGCCUUCGUUACAAUACUCCAAGGAUGAUUUGAUAAAAUUCUCAACUUUACCAUUGUCUCAAAGUCGGCCUGCUUGCUUAGACCCUGCUUAUAACAACUCAACUGGAAAAUGGGAUCCUGAACGUUGGUUUAUGAACCAUAGAAGUGACCGCAUUCUUCCAUUAGAAGAACCCAGGGUGAAACGUGAGCGACAAGAUGACAUGUUGGGCCAUAAACGAAAGUCAUCAGAUCCUAAGGAACGUAUCAAGGAGGAAAAGGAUGACAUUGUUCUAAGUCCUCAGCGUAGAAGUUUUGGAACGGGCUGUCAUGUGAUCCCUCAAUCUUCACUGGCAAGGAGACCUGGUAGCCCUACGGAUGGUCGAGACUCUGAAAGUUUUAGGGACUCGUCAAGAAGAAUAGGUAGUGGUCGAAUUAUGAGAGAUCAAAGAGACUGGGAACGUGAUCGAGAGUAUGGCUAUGGCAACAAUAGGAAUGAGCGUAGAGAUAGAUUUGAUCAGGAUGAUAAUGAGAAGGACAUGCGUCGCUAUUCUAAUCGUUACAAUCGUAAUGAUAGAAGAUCACGUAGUGGACGAGAUCGCAUUGAUGAAAUAGAACCUGAAUGGUUUAGUAGUGGUCCUACUAGUCAAUCUGAAACUAUAGAGCUUGUUGGAUUUGAAGAUCCUCACAAUGAUGAUGAAAACAAAAAACCCUCAAAAAAGUCAAAACGCAAACAAAAUUCACGACGUUCAAGCCUAAAAUCUGAGGAAGGCGAAAAGCAAGACACGAGUACCACUCCACCAGAAGAUAAUAGUUCAACGAAAAAAGCUGAAGAAGAGUUGAAAAAGCCUAUUGAAGAGGUAAAUGAAGAAAAAGUAGUUGAUGAAGAACCUAAGGACAAUAAACCUAUUUCAGCUGGGUUUGAGAUUGAUGACUUAUUUAAAAUUGAUUGGAUGCCCCCUGGAUUUAUUCCAAGUACUUCUCCUCCCCCAAAUGAAAAUAAUGAAAUGGGUUGUAGUCGUUUCAGUCAAUGGUUUCGCAAAGAAAGCCCAGUGAAUGAACUAACUGAAUCUGGGAAUAAUAGUCGCAGAUCUUCACUUCAAGAAGAACUAAUAGCUAAUGUUCUAAACAGUAUUGUAGAACCCCAGCUGAGUAUACCAUCUCCAACAGAAAAUUCCUCGGAUAACUUCUUUACUCCAAUCAGUCCAGCACAAUCACAUUCUACUGGCUACACAAUGUCACAAACUAUGCAGUCUAAUACUAAUAAAGACAUCAUGGAUAUCUUCCAAACAAUGAAAUCAAAUAACGAAACAACAACUUUGGCAAACAUGAAAGAAUCUGGAAAAACUGUGCAAGAGCUAGAAGCGGAUUUGAAAAAACUAGUAUUGGGUGAUCAAAAACAAGAAGAAAAAUCUGCAUUUGACAAACUGUUGCAGCAUAUGUCCGAUUCCAGAAGCUCUCCAACUGCAUCUUUAAGUAUUGGACCUCUAGAUAAAUCAAAAGCUGUUCAAGAACAAGAUCUUCUUCAGGAUAUGUUAAGAACAAAUCAACCGACUUCAAAUAUUUCCCCUGUUCAACAAGUAUUCCAAAUGUUUGAAGAAAAACAGCCUAUGUUUAAACUGUCACCUGGAAUGUCUUCCACUCAAUUUUCUCAAGCUCCUAGGGAGCCCACAAAUGAUAUAUUUGCUCAUUUGUUACAACAAAAGCAACACGAGCAGCAUAUGCAGCAAAUCCAUCAGCAGCAACAGUUACAUCAACUUCAAAAUCAUAUGCAACAACAAAAUCCUGGAUUAACUGUUGAUAUGAUCACUAAACUUCUUGGCUCUACUCCUCAAGCUGUCAGUCCUUCAUCCUCAAGCCUGCAAAGCUCUUCAACACUUAAUAGAAAUGAUCCACAGAUGAUGAAUUCUGUUAUCCAGUAUCAAAGACAGCGUGAGCUACUAUCUUCCAUAUUAAAGCAGCAGCAACAACAACAACACCCUCUUCACAAUUUACCUCAAUCUUCUGUAUUGCAACCUAUGCCACAACGCCGUUGUCCGUCCGCCAAAGAUAUUCCCAUUCAACAAACAUUGGCUCUCCCAACUUUGGGAAUCAGUCCUCGCCAAUCGCCAAUGCCUUCUGAAGCCAUUGGUUCAGCCAUUCCUAGUCAAGGACGUAUACCAUCCCCUCUUGUGUUUGGUCAGCAGCCACCAGCUUUAAGUCAUGCGCCAGCACCUAUACACCCAGCUGCUUUAGCUCAAGCUAUGGUUCAAAAUGCAGCAAGUUCAAACACCUUGCAAGUUCAGAAUCCUGUGGUUUUGCAAAGAGUUCCAUCUCCACAAGAACUUGCUGUUCAUACUCAAUCUAUAUUACAAAAUGCUCUAAUUAAAAGGAAACUUGAAGAACAAAAGGAAAACUUUCGAAAGAGGCAAGAAGCACAAAGAGCAAGCUCUCCUGUUAUGUCUGCAAAAAACAGCAUGACUCCAUCACCACUUAAAGGUCUUAGUCCAACUAUUGCAUUCACUCCAACUUCAGUGAUGCGAAAAAUACAAUCAGAGAAAGUGGAAAAUAAAGAACUGAAAAAUGGAAGUCAAAAUGGUAUUGAGUCCAAAAUAUCUGAUAACAUUCAGAAUUUUCCAAAAUCAAAUUCUGUUACAAUGCCGAAUUCUGGACAUCAAACUAGUUUUGAAAGUAAUUUGGCCACUCUGAAUAACAGUCACCUCACAUCUUCUUACACCAGUGCCAGUUUAAACCAAGGUCCUAGAGCUGUUCAUGGGCAAGGUAAUAAUCAGCCACGCUCUAUUCAUGGUGCAUUGAACUCUGUUAAUCCAUUAGUCAUUCCCAAUCAAGGCAGGCCUAUUGUUAAAGUUGGUAUGACUCAACCUCUUAACCCGACUAAUGAUCUUGCAAGAAGUGCAAUGGCACCUAAUAAACCUCCAGUCACACAUAACAAGUCAUUUUUAUCAAGUAACAAUCAGGGUCUUGGAAUUCAUGACAUGGAUCCAAGCAUGGAUGCAUUAAAUAAAUUUACCUGGCAUCAACAGAUGGCAAGGCAACAAAAUGCUUCUGCAAUGCCUCCUUUACAAAUGGCUGCAACUUAUGCUGCACUUAAUCAAAGGCCACCACCCUUAAACCCACACCAUACUGGUUUAUUGAGACCUGUAAGUAUGGCUUCAACUGCCAAUGUACCAUCAUCUAAUGUGAACUUUCCCCUUCUGAGAAACUCAGUACAAAAUCCAAUCAGAGCACAAACAAAUACACUGAAUCAAUUAAACCAACUGGGACAGCUUGCAGCUCUUCAACUCCAGCGAGGUGCCAUUGACAAUAGGCAGUAUCAGGCAUUGGCCCAAAGUCAACGAUUUCAUCCUGCUGCUUUGCAACAGAUGCUUUUGAACUCUCAAAAUCAGGUCACUGCUGCUCAGGCUCAUGUUGCAGGAUUUCCUGGAAAUAGGGAUUCAAAGCAUCAACACCUUUUACCUGGCCAAGCAUCUGCAAAUCGUUCAUCACCGGUUAAUCUUGCCAAAUGGUUCGGAAAUGAUGUGCUGAAACAAAAAAUGCCUGAUAUGCCUCCUGUUUCUCACCAGAAAGCACUCUUAGUUGAAGAAGUAGAAAGGCAGCAAUAGUCUACAGUUGUUCACAAUUGAUUAUUGUUUGUGUUUUGUUAGCAUGUUUGGAUAAUGAACCUUGGCCUAUUGAGAGUUACUAUAUUUUAAGGUUAGGUAUAUGUUGGUGUUGUCCUUUUUUUCUGUUGAGUCUCAUCUUCAGAGUAAAAAAAUUUUUUUUUUCUUACUCUGAAAAAGUUUUUUUCUGUUAAGUAAAAAGAAAAAAUUUAUAUCUAUAACAUUAGAAGGAGUUAUGAAUUUAUUUGUUUUUGUGUCCUCUUACAUCUUUACAAACCAGAAAAACUGUGAUAUUAAAAAAGAAAAGAAACUUAUGAUUCUCUGUGUAUGUAUGUGUGUGCGUCGUAAAAAUGUGAACUGAUUGUCCAUUGAGCAGUAGAUGCUGUGUUUUAGAAACUUUUUUUUUCUUUUCUGUUUAUUCUUUUCAAAACCUUUUUAAUUGUCUUUAAAAAAAAUUAAUUAAAAAAAAAUAAUAAAGCUAUGUGGCAGAUUAGGUGCUCAGAAUGUAUAUUUGUCAUCAGUUCUUACUGAAGGAAACAGCUAUAUUUUUGAAAAGGAAAUAAAAGCCAGGAAGGCUUUGUCUAUUUUUCUUUGUUGAAACCAACAAUCUUCACUCUGUGUCUAUGUUUAACUUUUGUUACAGUAAAGCGUACAUCUGUCUUGUGUGAAAGCCGAUAAAAAGUUUUUCUUUUUUUUUUGUUUUGCAAGGAAUUUUUUGAAGGCUAAAUAUAUUGUACAUUGAAUUUAUCUUCAAGUUGUAAAAAUAUAUAUAUAUUAUAUCUAUGUGUGUGUGAAUCUUGGAAAAGCGUGAAUGCAUGAAGUGUGAGUGUGUUUGUGUGUUAAAUAAACCUACAGUUUCAUUUAGAACAUUCCUAACAUCAAUGAAGAUGUCCUGUAAAAUAAGAUUGUUCUCUGUCAGGAGUUUUUGGACAGAUGAGCCUUAAAUAUAGUUUAAGGCAAACUAGCUAUUUCAUACUUGCUACGUUGUUAAAAUUGUGAUUUGUCGUUCUUUUUGAACUUCAGAUGUGUCUAAUACUUAAUUUGCAGUGUUGUAGCUGUAUUACACUUAUUUUAUUUUGUUUCGUUUGGGCAGUAAUUCUGCCUUUUGCUUUUGCCACUUGGUAUACUUGCAGCCCCCUUUUCAUUCAUUUUUGUUUUCCUUUCUUUUUCACUUUCAUCCUGUGUCAGUUUCUUACUAGCAUAAUUAAUUUUGUUCAUAAGUAGCUAUCUUCUAUUAAUGUACAUAAACAUUGAAAAUAUUAAAUUAUUAAUGAAGAUAUUAAAAAUAUACAUCUAACUAUGCAAUACUGAAAAUAUUUAUUUUUAUUUAAAGCAUUAAAAGUAAAGGGAAAAUAUCAAUUUGAACUUAAAUGCAUUGUUACUGCAUCAAAAUGAAUUCUAAUACUAUCUAUUACUCUAUUAGAGCUGUGCUAAUUUGCUCAAUUUUGAACUAUGUUAUGCUCUUAUUGACUUAACUUCUCAAAAAGUUUCUUUGCAGUUCAUUGUAUCAUUUCUAUUUUUGUGUAAAAACCAUGAACUUUUGAUCAUUUAUUUCAUAUUUUUAUUAUUGAAGAAAGAAAAUAAAAUUUCCUCACAAAUAAAAAUUCAUUGCUGAAA
This is a messenger RNA of Parasteatoda tepidariorum (common house spider), 5753 nucleotides long. RefSeq lists its product as uncharacterized. Gene Ontology annotation, cellular component: nucleus; cytoplasm. Lineage: Eukaryota; Metazoa; Arthropoda; Arachnida; Araneae; Theridiidae. The record is from RefSeq and is a predicted model, not a curated record. Gene Ontology annotation, molecular function: mRNA binding. Gene Ontology annotation, biological process: negative regulation of translation.